AUGCCAGCAUCCGCAACUCUUUUCCUGGGCGGCUAUUGCUGUCCUCUGGUUGCUGAAAUUAGACCGAAAAGCCGCAAUGAAUUUGCGAUCGCGGUGAUCUGCGCCCUCCCUCUCGAGGCGGAAGCGGUCGAAGCCCUUUUUGACGAACGCUAUGAUCGGCUGGGAAAACACUAUGGCAAGCAACGAGGCGAUGCGAAUGCGUACAUAAAUGGAAGGAUUGGAAAGCAUAAUGUGGUCCUGUGCUACAUGCCAGGAAUGGGCAAGGGAAGUGCAGCAAGUGUUGCGUCCAGCCUACAAGUUAGCUACUCAGAUGUCCGGCUUGCUUUGGUUGUUGGUAUUUGCGGAGGCGCCCCAUCACCAUCAAAGUACCAAGAGAUAUUUCUUGGCGAUGUGAUUAUUAGUGAUUCAGUGAUUGAAUAUGACUCCGGCAGACAGUACCUUGGCGGUCUUCAGCGAAGGACUGGCGUCAAGGACACGCCAGGCAGGCCAACCCAAGAGAUUAGGGCUCUUCUAAAUGGCUUACGCGUCGAGAAUACCCGCAGCGAGCUUCAGAAUCAGGCGCGACAAUAUCUUCAUAUUUUUCAGCAGAGAGGAGCGAAAUGGUGUCACCCAGGGGUUAGUGACAUCCCGUUUAGCGCAUCUUAUCUCCAUCGGCAUUCGCAUCCUGCUGCUUCUGCUGGGUGUUCCUGUUUCGGAAGCGACUCGCCUGAUCAGAUUUGUAAAGAGGCAUUAGAAAUGGGCUGCGACGGCCUCGAAUGUGACAAAAGCCAACAAAUCCGACGUCGUGAAGUCUUAGAAGUCGUCCCAAAUAUAUAUAUCGGACAGGUUGCUUCUGCCGACACAGUCAUGAAGUCUGGACAGCACCGUGAUGAAAUUGUUAGGAAAGAGAACGUUAUUGUGUUUGAGAUGGAGGGGGCAGGGGUGUGGGACAAUGUUCCAUGCGUCAUCAUCAAGGGAGUGUGUGACUAUGCCGACAGUCACAAGAGUAAGUUCUGGCAAGCAUACGCAGCAGCGACCGGAGCCUCGGCGGCAAAGGCUUUCUUGGAGUACUGGAUGCCUGCGACCCACGACGAUCUACACGGAAAUCUGGCAAAUACCGUGCUCUUGGAACGAGAAAGUGAAUUCAGUGACCAGCACAACGCAUGUCUUGCGAAACUGUUUAUCACGGAUCCAGAGGAGGACCUGAACAAAUUGAAGAGGAGAAAGGGGAUUCGCACCUCGGGGACAUUUAGCUGGUUCUUGGAAUCGGACAAACUCAGAACUUGGGCUCAACAAGUUGAAUUCAUGAGCAACCACAGAGCAAAGGUCUUGUGGCUAUACGGCAAUCCUGGGAUCGGCAAGUCUACAAUGGCUACGACCAUUGCAGAAGAACUCCCGAAGAAGGACUACUUCUCCAAUAGACUUAGUAUUCUCUCUUUUUUUUCCUGCGAAUCCGGCUCUGAAUAUCAGAGGACGGCGACAUCCAUCCUACGAGGUCUUCUGUACCAGAUUAUGUCCGCCUUUUAUCGAACAAAUUAUGUCAAAAUAUGA
Penicillium mononematosum is the source of this 1530-nucleotide messenger RNA. RefSeq lists its product as uncharacterized. Bases 1 to 1530 code for a protein of 509 amino acids. Lineage: Eukaryota; Fungi; Ascomycota; Eurotiomycetes; Eurotiales; Aspergillaceae. The record is from RefSeq and is a predicted model, not a curated record. Gene Ontology annotation, biological process: nucleoside metabolic process. Gene Ontology annotation, molecular function: catalytic activity. The transcript has 4 exons.